This is a messenger RNA of Pleuronectes platessa (European plaice), 2406 nucleotides long. It is a transcript of the gene lef1, whose product is annotated as lymphoid enhancer-binding factor 1. Gene Ontology annotation, biological process: regulation of transcription by RNA polymerase II; canonical Wnt signaling pathway. The coding region runs from base 814 to 1908 and encodes 364 amino acids. The transcript has 8 exons. The record is from RefSeq and is a predicted model, not a curated record. Gene Ontology annotation, cellular component: beta-catenin-TCF complex. Lineage: Eukaryota; Metazoa; Chordata; Actinopteri; Pleuronectiformes; Pleuronectidae. Gene Ontology annotation, molecular function: DNA-binding transcription factor activity, RNA polymerase II-specific; RNA polymerase II cis-regulatory region sequence-specific DNA binding.
GUUACAUGACACUGUGGAAACGGUGCGGCAGCAGCGGGGAAGUCGCUCGUCUUUAUUCCCCCUCCUUUAUAUCUUCAUGUGUUUUUAUUUCUCACUCGAGGAUGUACUUUGGACGAAUUUUUCGGUUUUAAAUCCCUAAGAAUUAAAAGAGUAUUUUUCCUUUUCUUCCACCUCCAUCACUUUCCUCUCCAUCUCCAGCUUUUUAUUUUUUGCUCUAGCUCAGUUCUGUUUUUUUUUUUUUUAAUUCCUUUGAAUUUUGAUUUCCAAGGACGCAGCAGCUUCUCCACCGGACCACCGAGGAACUAUUUUCUCUCUCUCCACUUUGUGUUGGCACUUUUUCUUAACGCACAUUUGUUUUUCCUGGACCAUAUCCGCUGUGCGCUGACUCACACGCUGUAGUGAUGAGAUCUUAAACUCGUGGUUCUCCUCUAUUUGUAUUUGUUAUUUUCUCCUCAUGACAUUGAGGCGUGCACCGGACUCUCCAUUCCGACCCGCUUGCACGUCAAGUUUUCCGGGUCGCGUGUAGUUCAGAGACUCGUGGAGAACAGACACACACACACUGACACAGACAAACACACGCUCUCCUCCUGUUGCUCCUCCAGACACACACCGGCUGCGUGUCCGCGCCACGCCGCUUCCUCUCCCGGUGACUCACCGUCGACGCUCCGGUGAAACCAGAGCAGACGGUCCCCUCACCCCCCUCACCCCUCACCCCCUACAACUUCCACCGGGGAUUUCCGUGAGAUUCCCUCGCCCGGCCGCGGUGGUGGCUUCAGUUCCUCCGGUGGAGCAGAGCGAGUCAGUUUGUUAAAAAUGCCCCAGUUAUCAGGCGGCGGCGGCGGCGGAGGAGACCCGGAGCUGUGCGCCACCGACGAGAUGAUCCCCUUCAAGGACGAGGGGGACCCGCACAAGGAGCAGAUCUUCGCCGAGCUCAGCCACUCGGAGGAGGAGGGAGACCUGGCCGACAUCAAGUCGUCCCUGGUCCACGAGUCGGAGAGCAGCCCCAACAGCAACAGCCACGACGCAAUCAGACAGUCCCAAGAUUCAUAUCACGAAAAACACAGAGACCAUCUGGAAGACGGGAAACAUCAUGACAUGUACGGCAAAAGCCAUCACUACUCGGGCUACCCAGGCUACAUCAUGAUGAGUAACAUGAACGACUCCUACAUGAACAAUGGCUCCCUCUCACCACCCAUGGCCAGAACGUCCAACAAAGUUCCCGUGGUGCAGCCGUCCCAUGCAGUCCACCCACUCACCCCGCUGAUCACAUACAGUGACGAGCACUUCGCUCUAGGAUCACACUCUGGACAUCAUCACCAGGAUGGCAACAACAAACAAGGAAUGCAAAGGCAUCACCAGGACAUGACCAACUUCUACUCCCUAUCACCUGGAGGAGUGGGACAGAUCACGCCGCCACUGGGAUGGUUCUCACACCACAUGGUGCCUGGCCCCCCAGGCCCUCACGCCACAGGGAUCCCCCACCCGGCCAUCGUCAACCCGCAGGUCAAACACGAGCCACCGCACGAAACAGACAUCAUGCACAUGAAGCCCCAGCAUGAGCAGAGAAAGGAGCAGGAGCCCAAAAGACCGCACAUCAAGAAGCCACUAAACGCCUUCAUGCUCUACAUGAAAGAGAUGCGUGCGAACGUGGUCGCCGAGUGCACGCUGAAGGAGAGCGCAGCCAUCAACCAGAUCCUGGGACGAAGGUGGCAUGCUUUAACUCGGGAAGAGCAAGCUAAGUAUUAUGAGCUAGCCCGCAAGGAACGGCAGCUCCACAUGCAGCUCUACCCAGGCUGGUCCGCUCGAGACAACUAUGUAAGUAUCAACAGAACAGAUUUGCAAAGGUGCGAGUGUGUGUGUGUGUGUGUGUUGUGUCCUUUCUUGUUUGUUUGUGUCCGUGUCGCAUGACGUGUUCUUUAGAUGUCACACAAUAGUCACACAAACACGCUAAUUCACACCAGUCGGCUCCGUGCUAAUAGGGUCCAUUGGUGGACCCUUUGUCUCAGCCUGAUUUGUAAUUCAUAACACUGUGACUCACUGCUACAUUACCAUCCACACUUAAAUGGAUUGUAGUAUCACGGACAUUAUUAUUGCCACAGUGAGGGAAAAUUGCCUGGUAAUGGUUAUGCCGGGCUUUGAUGUUCUAUAUCAGUGUGGAUGUAAAAGGCAACUGUUAGCCUGAGUUGCAGAGGCUGGAUGGUGCAUCCAUCAUUCAGCAGCAGCAGCCUCUGCUCCUCUAGCUGCCUGUUUUGUUUGUGAAUGUGGGAGGUUCAGCUGGAUUUAGGAUGCAGUCUGUUUUCGGUGUGUGUCUGUGUGUGUGUAUGUGUGUGUGUGUGUGCAUGUGUUUGGAAGUUGUCGCAGUCUGUCCCUGUGUACAUGUGGCGUGUAUGAAUGUGUGAGAGAGCA